Molecule: messenger RNA, 4929 nt
Organism: Cydia splendana
Lineage: Eukaryota; Metazoa; Arthropoda; Insecta; Lepidoptera; Tortricidae
Product: heparan-alpha-glucosaminide N-acetyltransferase-like
Exons: 11
Coding region: 139-1857 (572 amino acids)
Source: RefSeq, a predicted model, not a curated record
AAUCCGUUCUUUCAUUCAAUGACAUAGUUUUGUUUGACAGCUAGUUCGUCGUAUUUGUUUCGAUACUACCUAUCCAACGAAAAGUACCUUUGUUUUGUGCAAAUACACAUUGAAUCCGAUGCAGGAUUGCAAUUAGCAAUGACGCUGGGUCAAUUUGAGAACGUUGGAGCUUUUAUACGGAGUUGCAAUGGGACUACGUUGCGUUACGACCAAGCAUGUUUGGAAAUCAUUACAACGGAGCCCAUAAGUUUUAUGAGCCAGUAUGAAGAAUGCCAGGACUGCAUGUUGCUGCCGACUGAGCCGCUCGCAAACUCGUCAUCUUACUUAUUGAAGACCUUAAGUCCCGUGCGCUACGCUAUCGAGAAUGGGCAUGGCCAGAUAUGCAAUGGUUCCUACCAGUUUCUUGAGUUUGGACAGUACAGCAUCAACCUCACCGAGGUGACCAAGCAGCAAUGCCAGCCCCGGAUGACAGCGGAGCCGGAUGCCGCCUCACUUCCCAUCCUGACCGCUGUACUGAUCCUUCUGUCCAUGGCCACGCUGUGGUAUGUGGUCAAGGGCAUCGGCAAGAGGAUCAUCGCUGGGAGACUGUAUGCCAGAUACUUUGCUAGGGAGGACAACGAGUUGGGGUCCGAAACGCGCGUUCUUACUACAGAGGCGAGCGUGCCUCGCUCCCCGACCCGCUCGCGACUGCGAUCCCUAGACAUCUUCCGCGGCGCUGCCAUCGCUCUGAUGAUCUUCGUGAACGCCGGCGGCGGCGGUUACGCCAUUUUCUCUCACUCGGUGUGGAACGGUCUGACGGUGGCCGACGUCGUGUUCCCCUGGUUCGCCUUCGCCAUGGGACAGGCUCUGGUGCUGUCCCUAAACGCGAGGCUCAGGACCUCUCUACCAAGAAUCACAGCUUUACAACAGGUGGCCCUCCGAUCCCUUCUAAUGGCGAUGGCUGGCGUGGUGCUCGGCUCCGUCAACACCUCGUGGGCCGGGGUUCGACUCCCGGGCGUGCUGCAACGCCUGGCUGCCAUGUACCUCAUCGUGGGGGCUCUGGAGUGCGCUUUCAUGAGGACCAGCCAGAAUAUUACACCUGGUCGUUCUCUGUUCCGUGACAUCGCGGCCGGUUGGCAGCAGUGGCUCGCUACUCUCUCGCUAGUAGCGGUGCAGAUCUGCGUGACGCUGACCAUCGCCGCCCCGGGCUGCCCGCGCGGCUACGCGGGCCCCGGCGGCCUGCACCUGUCCGCCGAAGGCAGGAACCUCACCAACUGCACCGGGGGCAUCGCCGGAUACAUUGACCGAAUGGUGUUCGGGGAAGCCCACCUCCACAAAUACGGUACCUUCCGCGACAUAUACCACACCACGGUCCGCCACGACCCUGAGGGCCUCCUGGGCAUCUUAUCCGGUCUGCUGGUGGUCCAAGCCGGUGCCCACGCCACUAGGAUCAUGCUGGCUUACAACCAUGCCAGGGCCCGCAUAAUGCGCUGGGUAUUCUGGUCCCUGGUCUUCGGAGCUACCGGCGGCGCCCUCUGCAUGUUCUCCAAGAACGAUGGCCCGAUCCCGAUCAACAAGAACCUAUGGAGCGUCUCGUACUGCCUGGUGACGGCCGCCAUGGCGUUCAUGGCUCAGGCCGUGCUGUAUUACAUAGUGGAUCUGAAGAUGAAGUGGGGGGGUCGUCCGCUGUAUUACGCCGGUCAAAACGCGCUGUUCCUCUACCUAGGCUCCGAGUUACUCAAGAAGCACUUCCCCCUCCACAUCCACGUGCCCGCCGCCACGCACGCGCAGCUGCUGGCCACACACGCCUUCGCCAUGCUAGUGUGGAUCGCGGUCGCCAUAGCGUUGCACAGGAAACGGAUCUUUAUCACGCUGUAAUAAGGUUGGAAGUUGAUUGGCAAUGUUGGUUUUCAGUUUAAUCCUUUAGCCCAGCGGUCGGCAACCUUUUAGCAGCCAAGGGCCAAGAGAAAUGCAAUUUCGAUUUGUCAAAACAAAGAUUCAAAUUAGAAUGGAAUAGGAGACCUUUUUAUAGGUCCCUGAGCGGCUAGAGGGUACGAUAUCGAUAGGAUAAUGGCGCGAUUGUGUUGCUCAUAGAAAGUUGAUUUAUAUCGAGAUUUAAUAAUAAUAUUGGAAAUGGAUUGAAAAAGAUUAUUUAGCCGGCCUCAUGAAUAUUUUCAUUUUUAUUUUAAUAAAUAUUUUGUUAUAAAAUGUAAUGAUUUCUUGUAUGAAAUUGCAAAAACAAUCAGUGAAAAUAUUGAUUAUACUGAGAACCAUAUUUUUAAAGUAAACGUCCCAAUAUUUGACACACUAUUCCAAUGAAAACUAAUUUGUUACUCCCUAUUGAUUCACGGAAGAUGUCAACAAAUGCGACAGUCAGUCGACCAUUGGGACAUUAUAGGGAGGUUAAAACUAUAUAUACCAACUUAAUGCCCACUUGCACCACCACACUAACCCAGGGUUAAUUGUUUAACCCGUUAACCUAGUCUCAAACUGUACUGGUAACCAUGGUACUCCAGGUUUAACCGGUUAACUCAGGGUAAGAGGAAUGGUGCAAGUGGGCCUAAGUCAUUUUGAAUCUUAAAUAAUAGUCAUUAAACACCUCUAUUCGAUUUUCUCACAAAAUAGCCUGGGUAUAUUAGAUAUCGCCUACGAAAUUAGUCUUUAUUUAACUGUAAUAAGAUGCAUUAUUACUUGUAUAUAAACUGUAUAAGUUAAAUGUUUGGUUUACCGGACGGUCAGAUAUUUCUUUAAAUAUUUUAGGACUAGUACAGUCAGCAUCUAUGGUAGCGGGUGAAACAACGCGCCAAAACUAUCUGUCAUUCUAGAAUACUUUUCUAUUAGGGAGUACAAUAUUCUGCCGCCAGAGUGCAGCACUAGCACAACCCGUAAACCAUAGAGUAACUUAUAUACAGGGUGGCUAAAAAAUAAGUGCAUUCCCGUUGCCAGGGAGGUUUUGGGAUUAUACUAUGAGACCAACCCUGAUUCCGCGAAAAAAAUUUGGCUGUUUCAUACAUUUUGGCUGGUCCAGUUUCUAUGGGAGGGUAAAUUUUUUUUUCGCGUAUUCGUGGUUGGUCCCAUAGUAAAAGUUGCUCAGUAUAAUCCCAAAACCUCCCUGGCAACGGGAAUGCAGCUAGUUUUUUAGCCACCUUGUAUAUAAAACAGUUUUUGACAUGUUUUCACAGAUUAUUUGUUACGAAUAAAUAUGACAUUGAUGCAUCGUGGCGGCUUGUUUACAUGCUAGUGGCGCCCCCUUUGCAGAGUUUUCCGUAAUAUUCCAUAUAAGAGAUAUAUCUCUGCAGUUCAGGUUGAAAAGUAUCUGUCAGAGUCUAAUUGUUUUUCAUAUAGAACCAUAUCUGUUUUUUAAGUCGUUAGAGAAGGGUAGAUACUUUUGACGCUUAGUCUGAUCCUCUACUUUUGAUGCAGACAGUACCAUGUUGCAUAUAUGGACAUCAAAUUAAAUGAAACGUUAUUUUGAGUAUCCAAUAGUUGACAGUUUACAAAAGCGACAGAAACUUAUUUACAUGCCCAUAUGUGCAACUGUAUGUAUAACCAAAGAGAAUUUGAAAUAGAGAGUUACUGUCAUGGUAAAUUAUGUAGCUACAGUACAUUUUCUGCCAUCUUUCGACAGACGAUUAAAACUGUUAGAACGCCAUUUGACUUUGAUCAUUAUUCUUUCACUGAUAUGUGUUAACUUGUUAAAUAUUAAUAUUAACGCCAUCUACUCGAGAGUGGGCUGAAGGUUAUGGCGCCAUCGCUCGAAAAGAUUGCACCAUACCUUUGGCCUAUAGACGAGGUCUUAUAGUUGGUCAAACCAAAUUGUCAGUAAAUAAGAACAUAAAAAAAUAUACCCAUCCUUUUCUUUUGGAUGCUAGUACUAGUGUAAGACAAAGAUAGUAUGAUUCUCUCUGUCUAUGUUUGAAAUAAGACAGGCCUUUGACAAACUAUAGUUGUCUGACAAUAAAUUAUUUUUGAUUUUGAUUUAUCCGGAUGGUUCUAGAAAAGCAUAACAACAACAAAUAAGUUCCAAACACUUUAAUGAUAUAUUUAUAUCCUUUCCAUAAAAUUAGACAUCUUAGAAUUACAAAACUACUUUAAGUUAAAUAAUUAAUACAAGUUCGUGAAAAAAUAGUUUAAUAAUAAUUACAAAACACCUUUUUCGUAUAACAUUGCUGAAAAAAAGAAUAUCAUAGGAAUAGUUAGAAAGAAAGGUAAUUUUUGAAAAUAUCUAAAUUGCUGAACUACUACAAAAAAAUAUACCACUUUUUUCACUCGAACACAUCAGGCAGAAGACUAGUAUUUAAUGCUUUCAACGCUAUACGUCAUAUACAAAAAAUGACACUCACACGCCAAAAACACAGGCGCAAGCAAGCCAAUAUAAACUUUAUGUUAAAGUGUUAAGGUUACUUUCAACUGCGUAUGCCAUAACACAUAUAGGCGUUGUUAGCGCUGUGGGUACGACUACUAACAACUUCAAGGUGUUUUUUUCAUCCAAAAGGUUGAAUAUAUGUAAAUCAUCAUAAAAAAAAUAUCGAUUUUCGUACAGUAUGAAGAAGUUUAGUAACGUAGUAGUACUAAAUAAUUAAAAAAAGUCACUUUGGUUUGAAGAGCAGAGGCGUGUACAUUAUUUAUUUAAAAUUAUUAGACGAGCCCCGUCUAUGUGAAAACAGUAAUUUGAAUCAUUUUGAUAUAGAGAUAGUCACGUAAAUAUGAACAUGCAUGAACUGUAGGGGGCAGCACAGGAGUCAAAUUUAGGCUUCCAAUGUAACCCACGAGAUGGCAGAACCUACAAUGCACAAGAAAACGUACGUUAACUGUAGAGGGCAACUUGCUUUGGCGCGAAAUGUCAAUGUACAGUUUAUGUUUCCGAUUCAGGCCACAAGAUGGCAGACCCUCCAACCCACACGGUCCCUAUUCGCCUAAACUUUAGGCCCUAAAGUAAUAACUAAUAAA